AUGUCCGACAACCCUCCGACUACCCUAUCAGCCACUCCAGUUGUACCAGGCACCCCCGUACCUAAACCAUCCGAAGCUACCAAAACUUCAACUCCACCCAAGCUCAUAAUGCCAGAUUUAUCAACCCCUCCCAAAAACCAGUCAACCAACAAUUCUCAAAAUUCUAACAUUCAAACCAUGGUAAUCCCUCAAAUAACAUCAGAUACCAACAAUAAUAUAGGAGAGUUGGAAUUGCCACAAUUAAAUGGACCUAGAUUUAGAAAGAACUCUGAUAGGUUAGAGCUGCUUAAAAUGGACCUGCCUGAAGAAGCACCCCCUGAAGAAGAAAGAAUCGACCCAGCCGAAGAGUUGAAGAAAAUUACUGAUUCAGAUUUGCCACCGAUUGAACCAGAUAAACAGUUACGGUGUAUUAUGGAUUGCAUUAUACCACCAAGGUAAGUAGUGGAGUAGUGUUACAUAGUUAUAAAGAGAUCAUACUUUUACCUACCCUAGCUAAUAAUGUCCUACCCUACAGUACUAUAUUUUACCCUACUUUACCCUACCCUGAUUUACCUUACCCUACCUUACUCCGCUCUCCCCUACCCUGCCCUGCUUUACCUUACUCUACUAUACCCUAGCUUGCCAUACUCUACUCUACCCUACUUUACCUUGCCCUACACUUGAUACAUAUAAUCCCAACCUAAUCCUACCGUAAUGUAACCUUAUAUUUCCUAAAAAGAUAUUCAAAUACCAAGAAAAUUCUUUUCAGAUACCGUGACAUGGACGGUAAGAGUUGGAUGGAGCGUGCUUCAACAGUACCAGCCACUCGAUUCGACAUGGUUGGGCUUCAAGAGAAGUUCGAUGCUGAACUCAAAGCUAGACAUGCCAAAUCAUUCGGAAUAUGCCCAAUAAGACGCAAAAUCUACGAUGAGCUGUUUGGUAGGUUGACUUUACCCUACCCAACUCUACCCUAUCCUACCCUACCCUAAGUUACCAUACCCUACCCCGCUUUGCUCUACCCUACCCUACUCUACUCUACUCUACUCAAACUUACCUUAUCCUAUUGUACUAUAUAGUGCCACAUUAUACUAUGUACAAAACAAAAUUUAAUUUUAAAACUUCUAGAUGAAAUAAUCCGCCAAGUAACGAUAAACUGUGCCGAACGAGGUCUAUUAAUGUUGAGAGUAAGAGAUGAAAUCCAUUUGACGAUUCUGUCAUAUCAAAGCCUACUAGAAAGUGCCAUAGCCUACGGAGUACGAAAAGCUAUUGUGGUGGAGCAGGAACAACAUCAAGCAGUUCGAAAUCUAGCUGAUGAACGCAUUUUAAACCAAAGAUUAACUGAGCGGGUAAGGGGGUUUUGAAAUUUAGUUUAAAUUCAGCGUGGGCGGGUGAUUUUGGUGGGAGAGGGAGAACUAGGAAGUGUUAAAAAACUAGAUUUUUUAAAAUAUGAAUAAAAAGCAAAAAAAAAAAUUUUUUUGAAUUUCUGAACUUUCAGAUAGCCGAGUUAGAAAAAACCUUGGCCCAAGAAAAGACUGUGCGAGAAGAAGAGAUCAAGUUAUUGGAACAGACAAUGAAAGACGAAAAUGAACGAUUGAACGAAUCAAACAAGACCUUGAAGGUAUGUUCUUCAACUCUUCCAAUGAUUGGACGUAUUUUACAUUUUUUUAAUUUGCAUUUAAAAAAUCAUAAUUUGGGUAUUAAAUGAGAUUUUAGAAAAACGUACUUUAGGUAUCAAAUUAUAUUUUAAGAACCAAAUUAUAUUUUAGGUAACAAAAUAUUUUUUUUGAUUUCAGAUGCACCUCCAAGCCAUUUUACAAAUGGAUCAACAGCUGAUAACACAACAACAAAGUCUCAGCGAUGCGAUUAAAAACUGA
Messenger RNA from Bursaphelenchus okinawaensis, 1853 nucleotides. The record is from the annotation of a GenBank genome assembly. NCBI's taxonomy places the organism in Eukaryota, Metazoa, Nematoda, Chromadorea, Rhabditida, Aphelenchoididae.